Molecule: messenger RNA, 831 nt
Organism: Callorhinus ursinus (northern fur seal)
Lineage: Eukaryota; Metazoa; Chordata; Mammalia; Carnivora; Otariidae
Source: RefSeq, a predicted model, not a curated record
CUUUUGGUCUUUGUUGGCGAAGCAGGAAGAUGUCGGAGACCGCGCCGGUUCCUCCUGCUGCUCCCGCACCUGCGGAGAAGACGCCUGUUAAGAAGAAGGCGAAGAAAACGGGCGUUGCUGCCGCCAAGCGCAAGGCGUCCGGGCCCCCGGUGUCCGAGCUCAUCACCAAGGCCGUCGCCGCCUCCAAGGAGCGCAGCGGCGUGUCCCUGGCCGCGCUCAAGAAGGCGCUCGCGGCCGCCGGCUACGACGUGGAGAAGAACAACAGCCGCAUCAAGCUGGGCCUCAAGAGCCUGGUGAGCAAGGGCACCCUGGUGCAGACCAAGGGCACCGGCGCCUCGGGCUCCUUCAAGCUCAACAGGAAGGCGGUUUCGGGGGAAGCCAAGCCCAAAGCCAAGAAGGCGGGCGCGGCCAAGCCCAAGAAGACGGCCGGGGCAGCCAAGAAACCCAAGAAGGCCGCGGGGGCGAGCGCCCCCAAGAAGAGCGCCAAGAAGACCCCCAAGAAGGCCAAGAAGCCCGCAGCAGCGGCUGUCGCUAAGAAAGUGGCCAAGAGUCCGAAGAAGGCGAAGGCUGCCAAGCCCAAAAAGGCCGCCAAGAGUCCAGCCAAGGCCAAAGCCCCGAAGCCCAAGGCAGCCAAGCCCAAAGCGGCCAAGCCUAAGGCGACAAAGGCAAAGAAGGCUGCGCCUAAGAAGAAAUAAAAAUUACAGCGGGAUGUCCUGCUUUGGAAAUCUCAAAGGCUCUUUUCAGAGCCACCCACUACUAUCAGGCAAAAGAGCUUAGUAACUAGUAAGUAUUUUACUUAGCCAUUAUUUUGUUUAUAUAUUAGAACCUGCA